AUGACCACGACCAACAUGACACACACACUACCCCAACGGAUAGAUGUCCAUUCCCAUUUUCUCCCACCUUUCUACCGCACUGCCCUGGCAGCAAACGGCCACACCCGUCCUGACGGCAUGCCCGCAAUUCCUGAGUGGUCGCCAGAUCGUCACUUGGAAAUGAUGAAGAUUGCCAAUGUCUCCAAAUCCAUCCUGUCCAUCUCCAGCCCCGGAACACACAUCAAAUCCAGUAACCCAUCACUAGGCAUAGACUUGACAAGACAAUGCAAUGCUUACGCCUCAUCUCUCAAGCAAAAACAUCCCGAUAGUUUCGGCGUGUGGGCUGCACUCCCGUUACCGAAUGUCGAAGCCAGUUUAGCUGAGAUCGAUAAAUGUAUGGAAGAAGGUGUGGAGGGAUUUGGGUUACUGACGAAUUACCAUGGGUACUAUAUUGGGGACGAUGCAUUGGACACUGUGUUCGACAAGCUGAAUGAUAUCGGUGCGACUGUGUUUAUCCAUCCUACGAAGCCUUGCAUGAAACACGGGGGUAGUGCGAAUACGUCUCAAACCACAGAUGCACUACCAUUCGGCGAACAAUACCCUGUCCCAAUCUUCGAGUUUUUCUUUGAUACUGCAAGGGCGGUAAUCAAUCUUUUCAGCACGGGGACCGUGGAUCGGUGUCCGAAUAUCAAGUUCAUCAUUCCGCACUCCGGAGGAGGGUUACCGCCGCUCAUGACUCGAUUCAUCCAAUUCUCAAGUGUGGUACCGGGAGGACGAAAGUUGAAUGCCUCAACGGUGCGGAGGCAGCUUGACGAGCAGUUCUAUUUCGACCUUGCGGGUUUUGUUUUUGACGGAGAAAGUGGAGGGAAGGGGCAGCUGAAGGCAUUUAUCGAGGGUUUUGAGAUCUCGUAUCAGAAGUUGUUGUAUGGAAGUGAUUUUCCUUUUACGCAGACGCAGUUCGUGAAGGCGUUUGCAGAAAGAAUGAAGGAUGGUUUGGAGAAUUUGUUUGGUGAGAAGGAGAGGGAGGCGAUUUAUCAGGGCAAUGCCGUCAAGUUACUGGGCAAAGAGAGGAGUAAGAUAUAA
This is a messenger RNA of Alternaria postmessia, 1062 nucleotides long. RefSeq lists its product as uncharacterized. The transcript has a single exon. Gene Ontology annotation, molecular function: carboxy-lyase activity; hydrolase activity. Gene Ontology annotation, biological process: secondary metabolic process. Gene Ontology annotation, cellular component: cytoplasm; cytosol. The record is from RefSeq and is a predicted model, not a curated record. Lineage: Eukaryota; Fungi; Ascomycota; Dothideomycetes; Pleosporales; Pleosporaceae. The coding region runs from base 1 to 1062 and encodes 353 amino acids.